Molecule: messenger RNA, 1611 nt
Organism: Morone saxatilis (striped sea-bass)
Lineage: Eukaryota; Metazoa; Chordata; Actinopteri; Moronidae
Gene: creld2
Product: cysteine-rich with EGF-like domains 2
Exons: 10
Coding region: 181-1266 (361 amino acids)
Molecular function (GO): calcium ion binding
Source: RefSeq, a predicted model, not a curated record
CCCCCCCCCCCCCCAAACACCCGGCAUGUAAAUACCACUUUGUUGCGCUUUGCAUAGAUAACGCUAACGUAGAUUUAAUGUUAAGAGCGGCUCAUUUAGAUGUGCCCGAACCGUGCAGCACUUUCACAUUAGCUUGCUGUGUGUGUCCUGAUAUGAGAGUGUGUGCACUGGUCGGCUGAGAUGCUGUCCACCGGUCCACAGCUGCGGCCACUGCUGCUAUUGUCUUGUGUAACUCUUGUUUUACUUUUCCAAGUCACCAACGCCAAGAGGGAUUUUAAAAGCGCCUGUUCUACCUGUCAGCAAAUGACUGAGAACUUCAACAAGGGCUUUGACAGAACAGCAAAGCAGAACUUUGGCGGAGGCAACACAGCCUGGGAGGAGAGAAAACUGUCUAAAUAUGAGACGAGCGAGAUCCGGCUGAUGGAGAUCGUGGAGGGGCUGUGUGACAGCAGCAGCUUCGAGUGCAACCGCAUGUUGGAGGAGCACGAAGAGCACUUUGAAACUUGGUGGUUCAAGAGGAAAACGAAACAUCCUGAUCUGCAUAAAUGGUUCUGCGUUGAAACCGUCAAAGUGUGCUGUCCAAAGGGAACAUUUGGACCGGACUGCAAUGCCUGUGUGGGGGGCUCCGACAGACCCUGUCACGGAAACGGAAUGUGCGACGGCGACGGGACUCGCGGAGGGGACGGAAAGUGCAGCUGUGACCACGGUUAUAAAGGGGAGUUCUGCCUGGACUGCAUCGACGGCUACUUCAACGAAGUGAGGAAUGACACAUUCUCUCUGUGCACAGAAUGCCACACGUCCUGCAAAACCUGCACUGGAGCAACCAACCAGGAUUGUGAUGAGUGCAAAGAAGGAUGGGAGGAGGAUGACCAGGAAGCUUGUGUUGAUGUAAAUGAGUGCUCUGCAGAGCCUUCUCCAUGUACAGAGGAUCAAUACUGCCUGAACACGGACGGCUCCUACUCCUGCAAAGGCUGUGACAAAGUGUGCGCUGGCUGCACUGGAGCUGGCCCCAAUAACUGCCAGGCGUGUGCCAGCGGGUAUCAAGACACAGAGGGCACCUGCACAGACAUCGACGAGUGUUCCCAGCCAGAGUCCGUAUGCACUGAGGAGCACCAGGAGUGUGUCAACACUAAAGGAAGCUACGUGUGCAUCUGCUCGAGUGGCUAUGAGGAGCAAGAUGGCCAGUGUGUCCAAACGGUACAGCCAGAAAAAGAGGACGAGUCAGAAGCAUCCGAGACGACCACAAGUUCACACGGGGAGCUUUGAUGUACAAACUGGGAGCAGUGGGAGCGAAUCAGGAAGAACAUUUGGAAUUCCUACACAUCACAUCCGAGGCCGCUCAUUUUUAAAUUGUCGACUACAUGCACUUAACGUACCAGCUGCACUUAGAACCAACAAAAGCUGCCAAGACAGUGUUUUCCAGCAGUGGAUCAUGGAUUAAAGGACAAAGAAAGGGACAUUUUAUGCUCUCGGAAUGCUGGUCGUUGUUGCUUUUCUCCGGUGUACUCAAACUACCACUUGAUGUCUUUAUUUGUUGUGUGGUUUUAAAAUGGAAGGUGUUUCAAUAAAGGUAAAUCAUGUUAAAAUUAGGAUAAACCCAUGUCAACAAAA